Molecule: messenger RNA, 5417 nt
Organism: Folsomia candida
Lineage: Eukaryota; Metazoa; Arthropoda; Collembola; Entomobryomorpha; Isotomidae
Product: neuroglobin
Exons: 6
Coding region: 4197-4853 (218 amino acids)
Molecular function (GO): oxygen binding; heme binding
Source: RefSeq, a predicted model, not a curated record
CACCGACACAGCUUCUGCUGCUGCCAGAUCCCAUCCGACCGACCAAGACUCCUGCCCGCGCUCCCACUUUCACCAAAAUCCACGACGUCUCUUCUUAUCUCACGAGACCACCCAAAUACCAACCACCUCCGCCACGACUCUCUCGCCUCCUCUCCUUUUUCAGGGAACACAUAGCGACGACAAUCUCACCUUCUACGUCUCCCUCCUCCACAUUAUUAAAUAUAUUCUCCUUCUCCUGAUCAAAUCUUCAGUCUCUCCACCAGGCUCACUCACUCCGCAGCCUGAGCUUCACCGACGCAACUUUUAUCGUCAGAAUUUACCACCCGUUUCAAAAGAAAUCUGUAUCGGGACACAGGGUUGCAUAAAAGUGACAAAGUUCUUGGAGCGGAACAAGUGUGCUGUGGUGACAUAUGUUGCUCUUGGGAAAUUGAUUGAUUCAGAGCACCAGAGUGAAUGUUGGAUUGUGAGGACGCGUGGCAUACUUCAUUCCAGGGCGUAAAUAAGUAGUUACUCUGUCGACACUUUGUUUUACCAGGAAGAAAAAAGUGUGUGUCCAUUCCUUGCUCAACAAACUGUUGUUGUGGUUUGGGUCGCGUCGUCGUCGUAGCGAGUGGAUUCUUGAUAGCAAAAUAUACACAUUCCAUCAUCACGACCACUAGUCUAGAAAUAUAAAUACUUUCUCUUCACGGAUAUUAAGUGGAUCAUUUAGUGAGUCUAGAUCGGGUGAAAGUCUCGAAUUUCACAGGAAAGUUUUGUGGUGGUGGUUGUAUCAGUUGUCUCUGGUAAAUGCGCACACUUCUUGUUCUUGCUGACACCACCCACAUUCACUUAGAAAAGUUGAGCCACGACAAAGUUCUUCCUCCUCGCAGGACGUCAAAAAGAUAGAGAUUCAAGGAGACGGAAAAAGAGUUGAUUCACUUUGCUAACCAAACCAGACCCCAGAAGGCCAACCGUUCUUCGGUGAACUCGCCGCAUCGCAUGGAAAUUCGGAGAGUUGUAAAAUUCGUGUAACACAACCACGAGAGUGAAACGAACAGUUGGAAAAUUGGAUUGCUUCGCAACAGCCUCGCCAUCGCAUCUGCAAAAGAAGUAUUAACCAAGUGACAUUUUAAAGAUUUAGGUCAGCUCUGUACUCUUACCAGAUCACGCAACCAUUCGCCACAUGCCCACACUAGCAUCCAACCACCAGCAACAAUUCCAUCAACACAUUUUCUUCCAAGAAUAAUCAGGAAACAAAGUGAGGGAUCUUGUCGUACAUACGUCGACACUGCCGUCAAAUCGUCAAAUUUUGUUGGCAUCCCCGUGUCCACAUUUUCCUCCAUUCUUCCCGUCACUCCAUGUUCCUCGCGUGUAGGCAGACGAGGAGGCUCCGGUUCCGUGCCAGAACGUAAUAAGUGAAUCAAGCGACUUUUGUUCAAAGUGGAGUUUAAGUGGUGUCAAAAUUGGUUCAAGUCACUUAUUAGUCACUCGUUCCCAACUUUUCUCGUCUCCUCUCGCCCGUUGAGGUUUGGUGCACUUUCCAAUAAUUUGCUCCAAUCAGAUUCAUCCCAACAGUGUAAUGAGGCUAAAAGAGAGGAGGAGGAAGUAGCGAAGAAGACGAGAUUUCAUCAAAGUGUUCGAUUUCCUUUGUUGUCCGGCAGUGGAGCAACAUCGUGCAGGAGGAGAGUGGAAUUGGAUGGAGCAAUUUCCCUAUCCUUGAGUUGAGAUUCUCGCACAAACAGUAUCGCCAUUCCAAUAUUUCAUAAUAGCCAUUGUCUGACACCAACCGCACCGAGGCAGGCACUGGUUCGACCGGAUAGCAAAGUAUUCCGUGAUUGGAUUGAAGAGACGAUAAAAAAAACUCCUACGCAAGACCAUUUCUGUCUCAACUCUCAUUUUCGGCUGGAUCCAUAUUCAAAGCUAUUCUAAGAAUAGCACCAGCCUUACGUUCCACACUCAAAAUUCCAAUUUGGAGUUAUUAUCUGGCUCACCUGCGGAAUAAAAGGUGUCGUUUCCGUUCCCCCCUCACCACUCGCCGUAUAAGACUCAUUCCGCUAUCCGACUAUUCCACUACACGGAAAUGUGCAGCCCAUAGUUAUGCAUAUAUACUUUUAACUGCAGAUUGCUUAAUUCCAGGUUUCCUUCUUUAUAACGUAUGAAUUUUGCCGAGGACAAUCAGUUGAUGACUUUCCCACUUUGUUCCAAAAGUGUUUGAGUUGGAGGAAGAGCCAUUCACAACCCGUUUUUUCCAGUCCUACCUCAGACGAGAAGGAGGAAAAUAAGGAGAAAGUUGAGAAAGUAAAACUUGUAAAACUUUUUUGUUUAUAUGAAUGUGUGCCGGAGAGUGAAUUAUUAAAUUGUUGAGCAAGUUGAGCCCUUUUUUUACAAAAAAGUGGAAUAAUAUUUCCUCCUCGCGUACAAAGUCCACCCACCCACCCGCCAAGAUGCUUCCGUUGUAGUUGAGCGGUGGGAUUUCCUUGAGCAGUAUCAAAUUUUGAGCUGGAAGAAAGUUGUUGGUGGUGGUGCUACUCCAUCCACCAUUUAAUAUUCCCAGAGAGAGCUCCCCAACCAACCUCCACGGCCGAGAUGGAUAUGUACAUGCAUCAAAAAGUGGAAUAUCAUAAGGCCAAUCUAGGAGGAGAAGAAUAAGACGACGUGGCUGCAGCAAGCACUCCUUCAUUCCAACUAAAUUCGACAUAAAAAGCAAAAAGUGGAUUCCGCCCAAAGACUUUUUUUUCUUCUUUCAACUUAUUCACUAACUCUCCACUUCGUACGAACGUACAUCCUCAACACGGGCUGCUGGCUGCCUCCAUUGCCAUUUCACGUUGGAGAAAGCAGUGCCAACUUUCCAUUCCAGUUCACCAUCGUCAUCAAGCAACGCAACGAACGAAACGACCGACCGACCGACCAACGGACCACUCUUGUGUUGUGUGCUUUCUCCUGGAGGAAAAUAGUUGCCCAGAAUUGUGCAAGUUUCUCCGUCCGUACAACAAGUAUAGCCAAAGCAAAAUAGACCAGCAAGCACCCUAUAAAAUAACAAAGGCGAACGACCGACGUAUGCACGCGUUUUUGUGUAAAUAUAGUCCAUGUAGAUAAAUAACGUUGAUUUUAAAUUACGUGCUCUCCCUUCUGACAACCCUUCCGAGCUGUACCCACCUACCUACAUGCUACAUACCUCAUCCAGCGGAGAAGAAAUUACGUAUCUCCGUCUGCACGGCUAUCUAAAUCUUUCCUCGUCCAGAGCUAUAUCAAAGUCUGGAUAGCAAAGGAACAAAUGCGAGUCCGCUGACGAGGUGGAUCAUUUUUUGAAUUGCGAGAUUGGACUCAUUUUUCCCAUCCAGUUGAUGUGGACGAGAUGUGAGGAAGGCUGCUUCGUUGUUGUACGUGACUCACAUUUCGCUUCAAACGGGCAGAAAGAUUGCCAUUGAUACGAUCUCAGACGAAGAAAAAAAGUGCACGAGAGCGAGAGCGUUUCUUGCAACACGAGAAAAUCUUGUGACGGUAGGAAUCUCACAUUUCCUCCGCCUUGGUCCAAUCUGAUUUCAUCGGAGAGGUGCUUCGGAAUAACUUUCCACCUGAAAAUCCCCCAAGUUUUUUAAACAGUCAUUUGUCCCUGGAACGAGGGGAAAAGUGAAGUUUGUUGACGUUGAAAUUGAACGUGCUCAAAUCGUGGGAAUCAUAAGAGCGACAAAAUCAGGAAACUCCACACGAUUCACAAGUUACCAUAAUUCAUUGAGAGAGCGAAUAUAAUAAGUGAGAGGAAAAUCGAUCGCGUUCCUUCCUCCUCCUCCUCGCCGUCGUCUUCUUCUUGUGUUAUUUCCUCCGUCUUCGUGGGACUGAGUUCCAGUGCAGCAGUUCCUUUUCUCCACCGUUUCUCCUCCUGAGCUUGAUAAGAAGACGUUGACGGUGGAGGUGGUGGUGGUGUUGGUUUAAGGAGUGAAAGUGGUGUGCUCUCUCUGUUGACGUGUGGCUGACUGGCCCGCAUAAUGGAAACUUUCACCGAGUCUCCUUCUCACUUGAACACUACUAUUUCUGACACGUCGUAAUAAGAGUAGACCCUUUCGCUCGGGUGUAGCGUAUAUUUCGCGUCGUAUUUCAUACAGCCUGAUUUGGACACGGACAGACAGACAGACUGAUACAAAUUAAGGCUUCUCAUGGUUCACUUGCAUGGUUUCUGAAAUGCGGAGGGUGGCGAGGUGUUGAGGGGACGGAGUUUUAUGGGUAAGUUCAACUUGUUCAAGUCGCGAAGAAUGGGCUGUCGAGGGAGCAAGGAGGAGGACGACGCGGGGGGUGGGAGCAAGAAUGGUGGUGGGGCCAGCGGGUCGGCGGGGGCAGCGGCGGGUGGAUCGACAGCAGCAGCACCAGCAGCUGGCCCAUCAUCUGGCGUGGCUCAGGCCGAUCCUCGCAUUCCCAUGACGGCCAAACAAAAGUACAGUCUCGUGGCGUCCUGGAAGGGAAUUCACAGGGCGUUGGAACCCACGGGCAUUCUCAUGUUCGUCAAACUGUUCGAGGAGAAUGCCGAGCUGUUGGAUCUGUUUGAGAAAUUCCAAAAUCUGCGAACACGUCAGGAGCAAGAAGAAAGUCUCGAGUUGGCGGAACACGCCACGAUGGUGAUGAACACGUUGGACAACGCAAUUCGUACGCUUGACAAUCCCGAUGCUUUCUUCCAAUUUGUGGAGCAAGUCGGUUCCACACAUCGUCGCAUCCCCGGAUACAACAAAGACUACUUUUGGAAAAUUGAGAAGCCGUUUCUGGAAGCCGUGAAGACGACGUUGGACGAGCGGUACACAGAAAAUAUUGAGAACAUUUAUAAGAUAGCCAUUCGAUUAAUUAUAGAGACAUUGGUAGCCGGCUUUGAAAAGGCGGCAGGAUGAUAACAUAUUGCUAAAGACUAUAUUAUAUGUUCUGUUAUGGAUUAUUGUUCAUUAUUACUAAACUCCACAAUGUCCGAGAGAACAAUUCUGCACAACUGUCUGCAUACAUGAUCCAUGAGAAGAAGAUGUAUUACUCCCACGAUGAAUGAUGACGAGUACGAAUUCCCCUUUGAUUUCUCAACUUGCUAGUGGAUACCGUGUAUCAUGCGUGAGUGUGGUUUUAUAUUCUAUUGAGAUACAUACAUACAUAUUAUACGUACGGGUGAUGAAGUAGAUAAAAUGCACUCGGAGACGAGACACGCUAUAUUGCUCCCUCCGAAAAAUGAUACAGUACAUGUGUGUGGGUGGAUCUGUGUAUGUGUAAUGGGUUGUAUAACUGUGAAAAUAUUUAAGAAUAUAGUUAGAUACAUCUAUAAAUAUGUUAAGAACGGCGUGUAUGUUGGAUUUUGGAAUCAUGAAAUUACCACUUCAACAGAAGGGAGUUAAUGCAACUUUAUAAACAUUUUAACCGAAUCUGUUAGUUUUAACAACCAUUUACUCUUAAUAAACGAAAAUACACUUAUA